AUGUGCGCACAUCUCGAGAGUGAAAGAAGCUGUUACGAAAAGAAAACGCGACCAAAGUACUUUUCGGUGACAUGUUACGUAGUACCAAAAUCCAAAGAGCGAAUUGUAUGGUCGCAGUCAGAACAUUACGAUUCGAGAAUGCCGUCAAAAGCCGUCGACAAAUGGUUCGGCAGUUCAAUUCUCUUAAUUUCCAGAUUGAAGGAACACAAGAUUGACGGAGUCUUGUUUGUUCCUUGCGUUCAAUCAACUACCGAAUCACUAAUCACUAAAUCACGAAUGAGCGAUUCAACGAAGUUAUUAAGUAAAGAUAUUGACAUCAACCGUGACCACCUACCAAGGCGAGUUAUGGAAGGAUGA
Molecule: messenger RNA, 357 nt
Organism: Helobdella robusta
Lineage: Eukaryota; Metazoa; Annelida; Clitellata; Rhynchobdellida; Glossiphoniidae
Exons: 2
Coding region: 1-357 (118 amino acids)
Source: RefSeq, a predicted model, not a curated record